This is a messenger RNA of Oxyura jamaicensis (ruddy duck), 455 nucleotides long. RefSeq names its product adaptor related protein complex 5 subunit sigma 1 (gene AP5S1). The annotation marks the transcript as partial. The record is from RefSeq and is a predicted model, not a curated record. The transcript has a single exon. Gene Ontology annotation, cellular component: cytosol; lysosome; AP-type membrane coat adaptor complex. Lineage: Eukaryota; Metazoa; Chordata; Aves; Anseriformes; Anatidae. Gene Ontology annotation, biological process: double-strand break repair via homologous recombination; endosomal transport.
CCCCCCCGCAGAGAGGUGGCCUCCCACUGCCGCCUCCAGCAAGCAUCCUCCGGGCGCCCCCCCGCCCCGCCGCCCCUUCCCGAGGAGCCGCCGUCCUUCCACAACGCCCCGGGGGGGCUCUUCCAGCUGCCCCCCGGAGACCCCUUCCCCCGGGGGACGCGGGUGGCCUGGCUGGCCGCCCCCCGCCUGGCCUUGGCCCUGCUCUGCGACCCCCAGGAGAACCUGGCGCUGGCCGAGGGCACCCUGCGGCACCUCGCCCCCCGGCUGCUGGCCGCCCUGCGCCCCCCCGGCCCCGGCGUCCUGCUGCGCUCCGACGCCGCCGACGGGGUCCUGGAGGGGCUCCUUCCUCACGGGCAGCUCCUCUUCCUCAGCGACAGCUUCCUCCAGGCCCUGGAGCGCCAGGCGGCGCGAUGAAGGAGGAACCCCCCCCCCGGGGGGGAAAUGGGGCUGGGGGG